ACAGACUUAGGAGUAGCAAAAAUGGUUUUCAAAGUUACCGUUAUCUGCGCUUUUGCCUUCUUGGUACAGAGUAUCGCCGGACAGAACUGCGGGUGCAGCUGCCAAUCGAUCAGCAUUCCCAGCAGCGGCGGCGCCCUGAACAUACAGGCUAUCGGGCCCAUCGUGCCGUCCGGCAUCGCCGUGGCCACGGAGCUGGGCCUGUCCGGCGACCUGGACCUGUCCGGCGCGCUGCCGUACCUGAGCGCGGUGGCGUUCGAGGGUCAGUUCGACACCAGCGGUACGGCUCCAGUGUCGUACGGCUGCGGGGACAGCGUCGCCAUCACGCAGCAGAUCGGCGGCUCCAGCGGCUGCGGAUGCGGCAGACGCUAAAAACGUCU
Molecule: messenger RNA, 377 nt
Organism: Cydia fagiglandana
Lineage: Eukaryota; Metazoa; Arthropoda; Insecta; Lepidoptera; Tortricidae
Product: chorion class high-cysteine HCB protein 13-like
Exons: 2
Coding region: 22-369 (115 amino acids)
Biological process (GO): chorion-containing eggshell formation; multicellular organism development
Cellular component (GO): egg chorion
Molecular function (GO): structural constituent of egg chorion
Source: RefSeq, a predicted model, not a curated record